Alexandromys fortis (reed vole) is the source of this 297-nucleotide messenger RNA. RefSeq names its product beta-defensin 15-like. The record is from RefSeq and is a predicted model, not a curated record. The transcript is spliced from 2 exons. NCBI's taxonomy places the organism in Eukaryota, Metazoa, Chordata, Mammalia, Rodentia, Cricetidae. Bases 13 to 225 code for a protein of 70 amino acids.
GUCCUCCAGGUCAUGAAGACAUCCUUCUUUCUCUUUGUUCUUCUCUUCUUUCUGGACCCAGCCAAGAAUGCUUUCUUCGAUGAGAAGUGCAUCAAGCUUAACGGGAGAUGCACGGGUUACUGUCUGAAGAAUGAAGAGCUUACUUCUCUCUGUCGGAAGUCUCUGAAGUGCUGUGUGAUAGUCCAGCCAUGCGAAAGGAGCAAAGGCAACGAUUCGGCUACAUAGAGAUUCAGAGAUGACCUAGCUGUGUCUUUUUGCUGUGGCAUCUGCUGGAAGCAGAUAUGCCAAUGAAAAUAA